Molecule: messenger RNA, 936 nt
Organism: Myotis davidii
Lineage: Eukaryota; Metazoa; Chordata; Mammalia; Chiroptera; Vespertilionidae
Product: olfactory receptor 7D4-like
Exons: 1
Coding region: 4-936 (310 amino acids)
Biological process (GO): G protein-coupled receptor signaling pathway
Cellular component (GO): membrane
Molecular function (GO): G protein-coupled receptor activity; olfactory receptor activity
Source: RefSeq, a predicted model, not a curated record
AACAUGGAACCAGGAAAUCAAACAAGUGUUUCAGAUUUUUGGCUGCUGGGAUUUUCCCAAGACUCGGAGCAUCAACCCAUCCUGUUUGGACUGUUCCUGUCCAUGUUUGUGGUCAUCAUGCUCGGGAACCUGCUCAUUAUCUUAGCCGUCAGCUCUGACCCCCACCUCCACACGCCCAUGUACUUCUUUCUCUCCAACCUGUCCUUGGUUGACAUCUGUUUCACCUCCACCACCAUCCCGAAGAUGCUGGUGAACAUCCAGGCACACAGCAAAGCCAUCACUUAUGCAGGCUGCAUCACUCAGAUAUAUUUCUUCCUGGUUUUUGGAGGUAUGGACACUUUUCUCCUCACUGUGAUGGCCUAUGAUCGGUUUGUGGCCAUCUGUCACCCCUUACACUACCCAGUCAUCAUGAACCCCCGUCUCUGUGGCCAGCUGGUUCUUGUGUCCUGGUUCAUUAGCUUCACAUACUCCCUGAUCCAGAGUCUGUUGAUGUUGCGGCUGUCUUUCUGUACCAACUGGGCGAUUUCACACUUUUACUGUGAACUUGCUCAGGCCCUCACGCUCGCCUGCUCAGACACACUCAUCAAUCACAUCGUGCUGUAUACGGUGACUGGCCUUCUGGGCAUUAUUCCCUUCUCAGGCAUCCUUUUCUCCUAUAUUCAAAUUGUCUCCUCAAUCCUGAGAAUCCCAUCAGCAGAUGGGAAAUAUAAAGCAUUUUCUACCUGUGGGUCCCACCUGUCUGUGGUUUCUUUAUUCUAUGGGACAGGCCUUGGUGUGUAUCUCAGUUCUAAUGCAUCUUCCUGGAGGGGCAUGAUUGCCUCGGUGAUGUACACUGUGGUCACCCCAAUGCUGAACCCCUUCAUCUAUAGCCUGCGGAACAGGGACAUGAAGAGGGCUCUGCAAAAAGUUCUUUGGAGAACAUUCUAUGUUCAAUAA